Achroia grisella is the source of this 1769-nucleotide messenger RNA. RefSeq lists its product as uncharacterized. Lineage: Eukaryota; Metazoa; Arthropoda; Insecta; Lepidoptera; Pyralidae. The record is from RefSeq and is a predicted model, not a curated record. The transcript has a single exon. Bases 25 to 1506 code for a protein of 493 amino acids.
UGCGCGCGCGUCAGUUGCUACACGAUGCCGGCCUGUGCGCCUGAAUACAGUCGCCUCGCGCGAUCCAACACUGAACUAGUGUUCUCUCCUCGAGUCAAACGCUGCUCGCACCAGCCGCCACCCUUCACAGCACUGCGGCGUUCCUUCUCGUCCACCUUCUCUCUCAUACCCGAAGAACGAGCUAUUUCACCGGAGCGACCACCGCCACUACCCCGCAUCGUACGGAUCAUCACCUGGGGACCCAGAUUAUUCCUGAGACCAAUAUUUGCAUUGCUCGGUUUGAUAUCACACCCAGCAUGGAAACAAAUCCUGGUAGUUCUACCCACAUUAUGGAUUGCCGCGUCGUUAUUCAUAUUCUGGAAGUGUGUUCAGGCUCCGAUUGGGUUACUGAAGAUGAUAGGACGCGCAAUCAGCUCUAACCAAGCUCAUAAGCCUCGAACUGUGCUCAUCAGUGGAGGAAGUACUGUUCAAGCAUUGCAUCUAGCCAGAAACUUUCAUUCUGCCGGUGCCAGAGUUGUUGCCUUUGAAAUAGAGGGACAAUUCUCGUUACUGAAGUAUUCCGCAGCAGUUAACAAAUUCUACACAGUUCCGAGGCCUAAUCCUGCUGAUCCACUCGCGUAUGCACACGCUUUGAAAGAAAUCGCUGAAAGAGAAGGGGUAGUGUUCUAUGUUCCGGUCAGUUCGACAACCCCCGCCUACUACGAUGCUCUUGCGAAACCGCAUUUGGAAGUAAUCGGAUGUCAAUGCUUUAUACCAUGUGCUCGUGAUGUAGUUACCUUAGAUGAUCCUUUAGAACUAAUGCGAGUGUGUCGCGCCGCUGGUCUGCCGACACCACAAUUCUGGGUUGUGGUUUGUGAUGAAGAUGUCCGAGCAUGGUAUGACAGUGGAGCAUCGAAAGAAGGUCGUCACUACAUAGCUAGCGCCGGUGCUCGUGGUGCAAGAGAUCGCUUGCGAUUUGUUAUGCCAGAGGAUAAGUCAGAGUUUAGAUUCCCUCGUGAAAUAAGUCUCGAAAAGCCAUGGGUAAUUUUGAGAGAACCAAAAGGAGAAAGAUUUAUAACGUGUACAACGUUGAAAGAGUCACGAGCUGUUAAUAAUGUAACAUGCCGCGUAGACACAAGCAGGAAAGGAUUAGUGCCACAGAAAGAUGAAGAAGCAGACGCUUGGGUUCAGCGAUUUGUUUCAAAUCUUGCACCGGCAAGAUCGAUGACGGGGCACGUGUCUUUUAGACUUGUUCGUGAAGAAAAUGGAUCUAAUGGACACAGCAAUAGACUGGUAGCUAUUGGAGCACGGGUGACUGUCUCAUUACCAUAUUUGUGCCAAGGGCCGACCCGCUGCGGACACACAGCUACUGUGGGUAAACUCCUGGACACAGUACUAGAUAGACGUGAAGCUCUCUUUGCUUUCUGGGACCCGUUGCCCUAUUGUGCAUAUUAUCAAUCUAGACUGCCAGAACAAAGGAGGUUACCUCCUGAGCCCUGCAAAACCCCACCAAAUGUGCCGCUGUGAAAAUUCGAUUAAUCUGCAGCUUAGGAAUUAUUUAUUAAGACACUCAGUACCUGAAGAGUGCGUGAGUGGGAGAGAUUCUCCUCUGUGAGUGAUAAUCGCGUUUAUUAAUCGCGUUAAUUGUCCCCCUGUUUUGGGAGAAGAGCUUUGUACGGUUCGGUCGGGGACGGUAUGAAUUGAUUGUAACUACUAAGUAGAUAUUAUAUACUCUAAAUGCCUACCAAAUAUAUUGUAGACUUAAUUCUAAUUCUCAGUUAGUAAUAAAA